Molecule: messenger RNA, 2899 nt
Organism: Benincasa hispida (wax gourd)
Lineage: Eukaryota; Viridiplantae; Streptophyta; Magnoliopsida; Cucurbitales; Cucurbitaceae
Molecular function (GO): microtubule binding
Source: RefSeq, a predicted model, not a curated record
ACUUCCACCGAUUUCAAACAAACAAAUAAAAAUAUCAGAACCCUCCUUUUCCCUCUCCAAAACCUCCCGUCCCUCUCUCUCUACCUUCGGAUUUUCGAAAUCGUUCUGUCCGAUUCCAACAGAUCACAAUCUCUUCCGCGAUUCUUCCAGAUCGAUCUUCAUGGACGCCGUAGGUACCGAUCACGAUCGCCGUUUUUGCCGUCUCAGCCUCAUCGAUUUCGCCUCCGAGGAUGAUUUCCUCCUCCCUUCUCCUUCCUGCGACCUCCACGACGUCAAUUCUUUAGACAUUACAAAGGAGGACGAGGAACAUGAUAGUAUGAGACAAUUAGGGACCGUAGAUUCUAGCAGAAUAGAGGAGAGAAACGAUGCCUUCGAACAGAGAGAGGAUGAACCUCAAUUACUCUCAUCUUCGGAACCGGAAGGGAUCAGAAGAAAUGGAAAGUAUAACUUGCGUAAGAGUUUAGCAUGGGAUAGCGCUUUCUUCACUAGUGCAGGGUUUCUGGAUCCUGAGGAGUUAACUAGCAUGAUGGCACCCGUAGGCAGGAGUGAAAAACGUGCAUUACCCAUAAUUUCAGAAGAUGUUCAGAAAUCCUCAGAUUCAAUUUCUACGUUGGAAAGUGAAAUUAUGCCAUUGGAAAGCAUUGAGGGCAAUUUAUUCGAAGAUGUAAGGGCUUCAAUUCAGAAAUCUAGUAGAAUAGUUGGGAAGGCUAACUCAAGAACUAAAGUUGGAUCCGGGCGACAGGAAGCAGAAAAACCGCCAUCUCAAGGACGGCUUGAUCUUACUUCACAAAAUAAGAUGAAGGACAGGUCUGCAUCCAGCAAGCUAAAUGAUGGGUUGCAAGGACCUGGGAGAACUAUUAAGCAGAAUUCUACUCAACCACGCGCUGGACAGCAAUUGAAGGCAGUUGGCAGGCUUCCUCCCAACUCAGUAUCAACAAAGAGGCCUUCCCUUGGCCAUAAUCCUAGAGCCACUGCAAAGGAUGGUACUAUAAGUGGUGCAGGACCUGCAGAUCGGCGGGAUUCAGUUAGUCUUAGAACUACUGCACAUAGGCCUGCCCGAAUUUCAAGUGCAGCCAAGAGUGAGCAGAAGACUUCCUCUCAAGUUUCUACAAGUUCAUCUGACAAGGUUGGAAAAUCUUCCUCCAAAGAUGUAAGAAAGAAAACAGAGUCUAAGGCUUUACCUUCCUCUGGUACCCAAAAAACACCAUCCCAAGUUGCAUCAAAGGUCACAAGUCCUAUUGGGAAAUCUCGUCUCUCUUCUAAGUUUUCUUCAGGAAUAUCACCUGCUAGCUCUAUCAGUGAGUGGUCAACGGGGUCAUCAUCAAAUUCCACUCUUGAACAACGAUCAAAUAGCCCAAGAGUCCGGCUUCAGUCUAUUUCAAGCAAAAUAAUCUCUACAGACAGUGAUGCAUCUCAUGAUGGCAGAAACCAUCCUGGUGGACCCCAUACUCAGACUACUGGUUUGCUGUCUCAAUCAGUAAAGAAAACUUCUUCACAAUCUUCUGUACCUCCUGCUUCAAUGAAGCCUUCGGGCCUUCGAUUGCCAUCACCUAAAAUCGGAUACUUUGAUGGGGGGAAAACAUCUAGCAUGAAAUCUAAUCCGGCUGUACCCGGUGGCAUGACUAAGAUUGGAGCUGGAAAUGGCAGCACAAAUGGAGGCCAAAGUAAGGCCAAACCUUCAAAGCUCCAACCUGCAAGAAUGUUGCCCAAGAGCACAACUCGUGGUAAUACUCAUCCUAAUAUGAAUAUGAAAUCUCGUAAACCUUCUGCAACUAAGAUGUCCAAAAUAAACGAGAUUGACCAAGAAGUCGAGGAGCUUUGUCGUGAAGGAUCAAAAGCCGAUUUGCACGAUUCAGAUGCAUGUGCAGAAGGUUAUAGGAAUUCUGGCGCUUUGAGGGAGAAGAUGAUCAAAGAAAAUGAAGCUUGCAGUAACACAAAUGAAACAACGACAGCUAACUCUAACGGAGAACCUAACAACAGCUCACUGAACUUCCAGACUUAAUGUUGAUUGUAUGCUUCCAUCUCAGAGAAAGUGAUCAGUGAAUGUGGUGAGAGAAUUUGUUCAGGAGGGUUCACUGUAAUACCGAGUGGAAAGAAUUCAUUAUGAAGAAGCCAACUUUAUGCUUGCAGAAGGUAAGUCAGAAUCAUGAAUUUGGUUGGUAUCAAUUUUCAGAAAGAGUUUAUUAACUGUCGAUGAGGAUUCUCGGCUUGUGAAAUAUCUGAUAAUGUUCAAAGGAAGCCUCCCACUUGUCAAAACUCACAAGUUUCACUAUCUCACCGCUCAUCUAACUUUGGUAACUGUCAUCGACAUGAAUAUCCUUUCUAACUAAGAUCUAUUUGGAAUGACUUUUGAAAUGCUUAAAUUGGUAUUCUAAGCAUAAACAAACGUUCUUAAGCACUUGAAAAGUCAUUCCAAAUAAAUCCUAAGGAUGCCUUUGUCUCAGCUGCAGCCUCAAAUGUGGAUUAAGAAUGGCCCAUCUUGGCCAUCCAAGCAAGAGCAUUCUGAGAACAGACAAUUCUAAUGGCUUUUUGGGUCUUCUGGUGGAAUGGGAAGGUCUGUUGUGCUGCAGCUGAGCAUAUGAUACCAAUUAUAUGGAGGCAUUGCUGAUCAGUGAGUUGGUAUGGCUAUUGUCGUUCGUGAUGCUUGUAGGCUCGGCGGAAUGCGACUUUUUUGGGGAUCAAAGAGAAGUAUGACGACGUUAAUUUCGCACCAUUCUAAAUCCAGAAAUGGUUGGCUUUAGUUCAUGAAUAUAGUAUUGUGGAUGUUCCUCUUUCCUCUUUUAACCAUUUUUGCCGUAUUGAACAUUUCUGGGAAACGGGUACUGCUGUGAAAAUUUUAUUGUAGUAAUUGUGGAUCCAUCUGGUUAUGGUUUAACCUUAUAAAUCAUUUGAAGAUCUA